Messenger RNA from Diaporthe citri, 1149 nucleotides. RefSeq lists its product as uncharacterized. Lineage: Eukaryota; Fungi; Ascomycota; Sordariomycetes; Diaporthales; Diaporthaceae. The record is from RefSeq and is a predicted model, not a curated record. Bases 1 to 1149 code for a protein of 382 amino acids. Gene Ontology annotation, cellular component: cytoplasm. Gene Ontology annotation, molecular function: oxidoreductase activity. The transcript has 3 exons.
AUGCUCGAAGCACGAGAAGCAUGUUCCGGGGCGUCUGGGCGCAAUGGCGGUCAUAUCAAGCCUGAUGUGUAUUACAAUAUCCUGAAGUACACCGAGAAAUAUGGAGCGGCCCAUGCAGCCGCUUUUGCUCGCUUCGAGGCGGCGAAUGUGCUUGCGGUAAAGGAGUUAGUAGACCGGGAGAGGAUCGAUUGUGACUUCGUCCUAACGAGGGCUCUUGAUGUGUACCUGGACGAGGCACACGCCAGAUCAACGUAUGCUGCGUAUCAGGAGCUACGAAGAAUCGGGGUCGCCGACCUGGGUGAUGUUCAUUACAUGGAAGGUCCGGAUGCUGAAGCUAUGUCGGGAGUAAGAGAUGCCAAGUGCUGUUUCUCUUUCACUGCGGCGCAGCUAUGGCCCUACAAGCUCGUCAUGAGCCUGCUCUCCAAGAUUGUGGCCAAAGGUAUCAACCUACAAACCGGCACACCUGUCACUACCGUCUCGCCCAAGCCAGACCCAGCUGGACGCUGGACAGUCACCACUCCACGCGGCCCCAUACUGGCGAAGAAGAUCAUGUUCGCGACAAAUGGCUACACUGCAGCUAUAGCCCCACAGUUCGAGCAAAAGGUCAUUCCUGUCCGGGGAAUAUGCAGCCGCAUCGUCCCCACAAAGCCAGAGAACACCUCUCGCCUAGUCCACACCUACUCUCUUCGCUACGGCCCUGCAUUAUACGACUAUAUGAUCCCGCGCCUCGACAAGUCGAUCGUUAUCGGCGGCGCAAAACAACCUUUCUGGCACGACAAGUCACACUGGUACGGCGUUACGGACGAUAGCAAACUCAUCGAGCCCGCCGCCACAUACUUUGACGGGCUGAUGCAACGCCACUUCAGCGGCUGGGAAGAUUCUGGUGCAUACACGGACAAUGUGUGGACUGGCAUCAUGGGGUGGACGUCCGACUCCAUGCCGUAUAUCGGCGAGGUGCCCGGCAAGAAGGGCCAGUAUAUUGCAGCGGGCUUCAACGGCCAUGGAAUGCCUCUGAUACACUUAGCUUCGAAAUUCUUAGCUGAGAUUAUCAGGGAAGAAAAGACGUUUGAGGAGACGGAAUUGCCGGCGGUCUUCAAGGCCACAAUAGAGAGGCUGCAGAGCACCAAGAACGACAUUCUUGGCAUAUAG